UGGUCUAACCUUUUUCCCCGACCUGUCUCACCCAAACACCACCGUUUCUGUCACUCGGGAUAUAGUAUAUUUAAUGAAUAUGAUUCCACCUUAAAACGAAAGCCUCCAUUGACGAAGCUUAAAACAUACUUCACAGGCACAAGCAAUGGCUUUUUCCGACUUCAUGAUAAGAAGAUCAUCAAAGCUCCCUCGAAAGUGUUCCCUUUUUCACUACCCUAAUCCCCAAUUGAAGGCCUCUUCAUCCGCGGCUCGGCGGCCUCGUAUACACACCGAGUUAAACGAUUCCGCCAUAGCCAAACAACAGUACGGCGGUACGAUUUUGAACUACUGGCGUGCCGAGUGGCGGAACUCGGUGACUCGGACGAUGUCGCCUGCUCGGCGGUACCGGCAUUGUCCCGAGCAAGUGGCGCUGAUGACGAGCUCGAAAAACUUCACGUCGAGUUUGGGCGGCGAGUCGCGAGAGAAGGGAGGGGCAUUGGGGAUUCAAAAGACUACUAUUCGGGAAUCCAAACUGAAAAAUUCCUUGUUAUUAGCAUUACACAAAGUCAAGCUUCACUUAUUUGGCCAAUAUGAUUACUCUGAUAUGUGUGGAUGCUAUUUAUUAAUGUGGAAGAAGUUGCUCCGGGCACCUAAAAUUGUACUAUUUUACGGUGGUUUAUGUACCACCCUCUUUGACACUCAGUUGAAGAGGAUUCCUUAUUCCAACCGAUACCAUUUGCUUCCUACACGGUUUGGUUCGUUCGGACGUGCCACGUUAGAGGAUUUGGAGGAGUCCUACAAAGGUUUCAUUCUCCCUCCAAACAGCCCUCAAACCGUUUGUGUGAAGUCGAUAUUGGAGGAGAUAGUUCAAGCAAUGCACAGCGGAUUAAGGCUGCCUGACAGCGGAAAACGGUGUACAAGAUUCGAUACAGAGCACUUGGAUGGAAUGAAAUGGGAAGUGAUGGUGGUGGAUACAAAAGAUGAUGGAGUUGAUGAUGUCUGGUGUUUCACUAAUGGUACCCUUGUGGUGACUAAUAGUCUUCUUGAAAAACUCCAAUCCGAUGCAGUGGUAGCAGCCAGCCUUGGGCAUGAGGUUGGGCAUGUGGUAGCUCGGCAUAUCUUAGAACAUUUAUCGAGGUGUCUACAUAUUGUCGGUACCCUGCCACUGCUCAUGUUCAUACCCUACUCUGAAGUACCGCUCGCCCUUGUGUUUAGCUUUAUCUCCCGGCGGCAUGAAAUGGAAGCAGACUACAUCGGGUUGAUGUUAAUGGCCUCAGCUGGGUAUAACCCACAGUUGGCACCACCACUUUGUGAGUACUUUGCAUGACCAAUAUCCACCCUUAGGUGGUUUAUUUGCUAGUCUAUUCUUAAGUCAUCCAUCUUGGCGUAAGAGAGCAAAGAAGCUGAAGGAACCUAAGGUGAUGGAACAAGCUGUGGCCAUAUACAAGGAAGUCAAAAGUGGCCUUGGGGUCAGAAGUUUCAUUUAGGAUACGCUAUUUCUUACAAUUGAAGAAGAGUACAUGCAUCUGAUUGGCAUACGCCUAGUUUCAAGCAAAGGAGCAAAUGCCAUUUGUGUAGUUUUCUCCUUUCUUUUUUUGAAGAGGGGUUUAGGGAUGUAGUUAGGAGAGUGUUUUUUCUUAACCUUCCUCAGGAAGGAAUUAGGCUAUCCAAAUUGAAGCCAAGCACCACAGCUGGUAUGGAGGUGCCUCAUCCACUGGGACCCCACGGUUUGUCUUUGGUAGUCAGGAAGAAGCAAAGCAUAUUUUUUUUUCCUGUCAUUGUAGUGGAGGGUUUGUGUCUAUCAGCUACUUACGGUUGGGUUUCUUGUGUCGCUAAUUUUUAGGUACUUCGUUGUGACUUUCUUAUAUGGGCGUGUCUUGAUUGUUGAGAUUCAUUAGAGAAAUCCAUAUGGUCACAUCUUGACAAGUUUGAUCUAUCGGCUAAUCAGUUCCAAAUUUUCAAUUGGUGAAAUAAAUAUAGCAGUUUUUGCUUGUGUACGUACAUACCAUCAUGAUUCCAUAUUGAUAAACGAAUAUUAGUGGCAUGGCAGAAAUUGAGAAUAGUUUUGCGGAAAUUGGGAGUAGUUUAUAGACAAACAGUAUUUACCUGUAGUGUUGAGGCUUGAGACCUGGGACCCGGGAGCUAAGAUGG
Rhododendron vialii is the source of this 2130-nucleotide messenger RNA. RefSeq names its product mitochondrial metalloendopeptidase OMA1-like. Gene Ontology annotation, cellular component: membrane. The coding region runs from base 146 to 1306 and encodes 386 amino acids. NCBI's taxonomy places the organism in Eukaryota, Viridiplantae, Streptophyta, Magnoliopsida, Ericales, Ericaceae. Gene Ontology annotation, molecular function: metalloendopeptidase activity. The record is from RefSeq and is a predicted model, not a curated record. The transcript has 3 exons.